AUGUCAAAAGAGCAAAGAGCAAUUACAUUGGCUUUGCAAGCUUUGGUCGAUAGUACUAAACACACGGCUAUUGAAGAGUUCUUACAAAGUGUUUCGAAGCUGAUCCAAGGUUGUUUUCGUGAGACGGAAGCCUUACCAAAUGCUCAGAGAGCAAUAGCGCUCGAGAAAACGUUUUUGGAAACACGAUCGAACGGUGUCCACUAUUUGGCCGUGAAGCAAUCGUGGGAAAAGUUCAUUUCCGAUCCAGACGAAAGUGUAGAGGUCCAGGUCGAAAUUUGUCCGGUUUCUGUGGAUGUAUUGCUGCAGCAAAUUCUUCAGCACUUUUGGUUUAUGAGAAGUAAUAGAUACGGCCAUGGUAUUGGUACUGAAGAUACGAACCCUUCGAAUGUGGAUUGUGCCUCUGCCUCUACUAGUAUAAACGACGAAGACUUGUCUGAAGACAAUGACAGUAUUCGAGAUCAUGCAGGGUGGGCAAUUAAAAGGGCAAGGGAUGUGAUAUUUAAAGGACAACAUGAACUACCAGCAAAGGAAUCUGUUGGCGAAGAAUCGCAAGUCGUUUAUGCCAAUAAAUCAGACGCAUUGUCAAUCAUAUCUCUUUUAGGAGAAGACAGGAAGCAGCCGGAUGAAAGCUACAGAUUUUAUGUUUAUGAGCAUGUCGUUCCUUUUUUUAUUUUUUUGCAUAUUUUCGUCGAAAAUCUUUUAAGCCCAAUCAAUAUCGUAAGGGAAAAAGGAAACAUUUUGAAAUAUUGCCUUGACCAAAUGUCAGUAAAUAAGGAACUGAGAGAUAGAUGGAAUGAACUUACACCCAAUUCAGAUAUGCGAGCAUCAGUUGUUGUUUUGCAACGAGUGGUCACUUUUUUCAUUAAAUCAAAGCAACAAAUUUUUCGGGAAAAAGAGGGUCUGAAACCAAAUAAGAAGAGUGUUGCUUUACGACAGCAAAUCAGGCGACCAGAACAAAAAGGCUCAGCCGUGUCCCCUGGCCCUACUCAGACGAACGAACAUGUAGGAACCUUGAGAAGAAAUUUCACAAGCUCUGGUUUGAAUGUAUUCUUGGUACAUCUUCAAACUUUGGCCCUGUCUGAACAAGAACAUACAUUGAAGAAUCUGCAAGGGAAAGAAAUAGCAAAAAUUUUGAAGGCUUUGGGGCAACCUGCAUUUAUGGGAAAGAGAAAAGAAAAACAAAUAAAUACCCUUCUUGAGGCAGUAAAGGGAGGUCUGGUAUGUGCUAAGUUUCCUGAUGAGGUAUGCAUUUAA
Paramuricea clavata is the source of this 1254-nucleotide messenger RNA. The record is from the annotation of a GenBank genome assembly. NCBI's taxonomy places the organism in Eukaryota, Metazoa, Cnidaria, Anthozoa, Malacalcyonacea, Plexauridae.